CUGGAGUGCAAACUCACUGUUGUCUUAGCAGGAAGAGAAGGCUGCAAUGGACCCAGCUGUGGCCCUGGUGCUCUGUCUCUCCUGUUUGCUUCUCCUUUCCCUCUGGAGACAGAGCUCUGGGAGAGGGAAGCUCCCACCUGGCCCGACUCCUCUCCCUAUUAUUGGAAAUAUACUACAGUUGGAUAUUAAGGACAUCAGCAAAUCUUUAACAAAUCUCUCAAAAGCCUAUGGCCCUGUGUUCACUGUGUAUUUGGGCAUGAUGCCCGCUGUGGUGUUGCAUGGAUAUGAAGCAGUGAAGGAAGCCCUGAUUGAUCAUGGAGAGGAGUUUUCUGGAAGAGGCAGUUUCCCAUUGGUUGAAAGAGCUAAUAGAGGAUAUGGUGUCGUUUUCAGCAAUGGAAAUAGGUGGAAGGAGAUACGGCGCUUCUCCCUCAUGACCCUGCGGAAUUUUGGGAUGGGCAAGAGGAGCAUUGAGGAACGUGUCCAAGAGGAGGCCUGCUGCCUUGUGGAGGAGUUGAGAAAAACCAAGGGUGAGUGACUCUCAUUCAGUGUCACUGCCCUUAAAAGACUGCUGUGUUCUUUGAACACAUUCAGGGGCAGCCUGAUCUUUCGUCAUGACUCCUGGUUGUCAGCCUUCAAGUGGAUGAUGUUAGAGGCAGAGAGCCCAGGGAGCUUGUGUGUGUCUGUCCUGUGUGUACAGGCAUGAUUGUGCAUACGGCACUGGCAUAAAAGGUCAUUUAAUCCUGUCAUCUCUCAAACAUUGUUUCUUUGUUUUCAAAUCAGAAAUC
Molecule: messenger RNA, 785 nt
Organism: Otolemur garnettii (small-eared galago)
Lineage: Eukaryota; Metazoa; Chordata; Mammalia; Primates; Galagidae
Gene: CYP2C175
Product: cytochrome P450 2C9-like
Exons: 3
Coding region: 47-535 (162 amino acids)
Biological process (GO): xenobiotic metabolic process
Cellular component (GO): cytoplasm; intracellular membrane-bounded organelle
Molecular function (GO): iron ion binding; oxidoreductase activity, acting on paired donors, with incorporation or reduction of molecular oxygen, reduced flavin or flavoprotein as one donor, and incorporation of one atom of oxygen; heme binding
Source: RefSeq, a predicted model, not a curated record